UUUGUAGAAAACGCCAAAUUGUCAGAAAAUUAUUUCAUGCCAACUGUGAAGAAAUGCUAAAAGUUGCUGCUGUAAUUGAUGAAUUGCCCCUCGGGUUGCAGGAGAAGUACCUUUUCUGUAUGAGUCCCGUUGAAAUGAGUGAUGAAAUUAUAUCUCAGGGUCUUACACAGUUUGCACAAAAUUACGCUUCGAAAGGAGUUGUUCCACUUCGAGAAAUAUUUACACCCGGGACUAUUAAGGUGCCAAAAACACAGGCUGCACUGAAGGAACUUGAAUCCAUACACAAGGUAUUGGAUCUCUACAUUUGGUUGAGUUUCCGGUUGGAGGAAUCAUUCCCAGAUCGUGAGCUGGCAGCUUCACAGAAGGCAAUAUGCAGCUUGUUGAUUGAGGAGUUUCUUGAAAGGCUAGGAUGGCAGAAGCCCACGAUGAGAAAGUUGCCUUCCCAGACUACCUCAACUACUCUGUUAUCCAGAGGUCUCAGACAAUACCUGUGAAUAUUAUGGGUUAAUCCAAUUAUUUAUUCUUUUCAUUUCUACUUGGUAAUGUUCAAAACUUUUAUCUCCCUCCAACCGAUGGGUGAGUAAGCUCCAUCUCAUCUUAAGAGGCCUGUCAUUUUAUAUUCAAACACACAUAUACGGAAUAAACAUGAUGCAUAUAUUUUCCGGUGGA
This is a messenger RNA of Carica papaya (papaya), 669 nucleotides long. The record is from RefSeq and is a predicted model, not a curated record. NCBI's taxonomy places the organism in Eukaryota, Viridiplantae, Streptophyta, Magnoliopsida, Brassicales, Caricaceae.